CGUAGCUUGGGGCCACAUGGGUGCCGUCCGCAAGCGCUGAUCCCGCCUACAGCCUUACAGAGACCCUCCCCCCUACAUAUGCUGAACGUCCACUGCGCGUCGCAACGGUAUGUAGCAGGAGAAUCGACGCCUCCGUCGAGCUGCAUUCUGCCCUGUCACAUCUGCUCCGCCAUACCCAAGUCGACGCUCCCCCUUCCCCUCAUCGACCACAAUUGAGGAGGAUGAUUCGCGACCUCCCCUGAGACUCAUGUCUUCCCGCACCACCUCCAUCUCAUUCACCCGCCCCCAGCUGUCCCGACCACCAUCUGUGAGCUCCCGGCUAUCUGUCGCUGUGUCGAGUGUCGAGCAGGGAGAGGGGCCGGGGAGCAAUGUGCGCGCCGAGCAGCAGAUUGGGGAGGAGAUAGCCGAGAUCAAGAGAUAUGAAGAUUUCACCACCAUAGAUUGGGUGCAAGAUGCAGCACAGGAGAGACUGCGCCGGAGAGCGCGCCGGAGGAAGGCCGCCGGCCGAUUCGACAACGGCAAGGUGUCGUGGCGAUACCGACUGCAGGAGUCCUAUGAUGCGGCGCAAGGUUGGGUCGUGGUAACCCUGGUGGGCGCCGCCAUCGGCUUGAACGCCGCUCUUCUGAACAUCAUCACCGAGUGGCUGGCUGAUAUCAAGAUGGGGUACUGCGCCUCCGCCUUCUACCUCAACGAGAGCUUUUGCUGCUGGGGCGAAGAUGACGGCUGCGAGGACUGGCAUCGCUGGACCGGUUUCGAGCCCGUUAAUUACAUCGUGUAUACCAUUUUUGCGACCAUGUUCGCCUUCACUGCGGCAGUUCUUGUCAAGUCCUACGCGCCCUACGCGGCCGGCUCGGGUAUUUCUGAAAUCAAGUGCAUCAUCGCCGGGUUCGUCAUGAAGGGCUUCCUGGGCUUCUGGACCUUGAUUAUUAAAUCCGUCGCCCUUCCCUUGACGAUCGCGUCCGGUCUUUCGGUCGGCAAGGAGGGCCCCAGCGUGCACUACGCCGUAUGUACGGGAAAUGUCAUCUCGCGCUUGUUCGACAAGUACAAGCUCAACGCGUCUAAAACGCGCGAAGUGCUCAGCGCCUCGGCAGCCGCGGGAGUGGGUGUAGCCUUUGGCAGCCCUAUCGGAGGCGUAAUAUUCUCCCUCGAGGAGAUGUCCAACGUCUUCCCGCUCAAGACGAUGUGGAGGAGCUACUUCUGUGCGCUCGUCGCGACGGCCGUGCUGGCGGCCAUCAACCCUUUCCGGACGGGCCAGCUUGUCAUGUUCCAGGUCAAGUACGACCGAUCGUGGCAUUUCUUCGAGACGUUGCCAUACAUCUUCAUCGGCAUAUUCGGGGGCCUCUACGGCGCAUUUGUCAUCAAAUGGAACUUGCGUGUCCAGGCAUUCCGAAAGAAAUACUUGACCAAGCUAGCCAUCCUCGAAGCAACGCUGCUCGCGGCGGGGACGGCUAUUAUCUGCUACCCCAACGCCUUUCUCCAGAUCGAGAUGACGGAAAGCAUGGGGAUUCUGUUUCGGGAGUGCGAAGGGGCGGAGAACUACCACGGAAUUUGCGACGAAGACAAGCGGUGGUCUACCAUCUUAUCUCUAACGGUCGCGACGGUGGUUCGCGUCUUCCUCGUCAUCAUAUCGUACGGAUGCAAAGUACCGGCUGGCAUAUUUGUGCCGUCCAUGGCCAUCGGUGCGUCCUUUGGCAGAACGGUUGGGAUCAUCAUGCAAGCCAUCCACAGUGCCAAUCCGGAAAGCGUCUUCUUUGCAGCCUGCCAACCGGGCGAGCCCUGCAUCACCCCGGGGACAUACGCUUUCCUCGGAGCCGCCGCUGCGUUAAGCGGCAUCAUGCACAUCACGGUAUCGGUCGUAGUCAUCAUGUUUGAACUCACGGGAGCGCUGACCUACAUAUUACCCACCAUGAUUGUCGUCGGCGUCACCAAGGCCGUAUCGGACCUGUUCGGGAAAGGCGGCAUCGCCGACCGGAUGAUCUGGUUCAGCGGGUUCCCUUUCCUCGAUAGCAAGGAGGAGCACAACUUUGGCGUGCCGGUAUCGACGGUGAUGACUUCUGACGUGGUGGCUAUCCCGAUCCACGGCAUGACACUACAAUCUGUCGAGGACCUGCUGAAGCAGCCCCAAUAUCAAGGUUUCCCCAUCGUCGAGGACCCGACGACGAAAACGUUGGUUGGCUACAUCGGGCGUACAGAAUUACGGUACGCGGUCGAUCGCGUACGCCGCGAGCGGGCGAUGGAGAUCGACCCCGAUGCGCGAUGCAACUUCUCGCCACCGGCCAUCGGCGCGGCCGUGCCCAUCAUGUCCACGGUCACGGUGAGCAACGCGGACUACAGCGCGCCGUCGGCGUCGGUCGACCUGGGGCGGUACGUGGACGCGACGCCGGUGACGGUGCACCCACGGCUACCGCUGGAGACGGUGAUGGAGCUGUUCCGCAAGAUCGGGCCGCGGGUGAUCCUGAUCGAGCACCACGGGCGGCUGUCGGGGCUGGUGACGGUCAAGGACUGCCUCAAGUACCAGUUCAAGGCGGAGGCGGCGGAGCACCCGCGCGAGGACGAGCACGAGAUGGCGGAAGGGCAGGAGAAGCUGUGGGGGCUGAUGCAACGGGCCGGGUACUGGGUCUCGGGCAAGGUGGCGAGCCUCAGCGGCGGGCGCAUACGGCUGGCGGGCGACGCGAACGAGAGGGCGGGCCUAAUGGGGAGGGGCGGGAUCAUGGACGGGGACGAGGACGCGAUCGACGACGACGGCGUCGAGUUAGAGAACAGAUGAGACGGCACGGGCGCCGGUUGGAUUUUGUAAGUUUAGCAGGGAUCGGGAUCGAUAAUCGAAAUGUUUUUAUGGUUGCAUGACCAGGCGGGUGAUCUUGCACAUACCUCUAGGUGUACCCUCUACCUGUUAGGUGGGUAGAAUACCAGCCUACAAGCCAUGAGUUGAAG
Durotheca rogersii is the source of this 2934-nucleotide messenger RNA. Its product is annotated as chloride channel protein. Gene Ontology annotation, biological process: chloride transport; transmembrane transport; intracellular iron ion homeostasis. NCBI's taxonomy places the organism in Eukaryota, Fungi, Ascomycota, Sordariomycetes, Xylariales, Xylariaceae. The coding region runs from base 248 to 2767 and encodes 839 amino acids. Gene Ontology annotation, cellular component: endoplasmic reticulum; membrane; early endosome. Gene Ontology annotation, molecular function: voltage-gated chloride channel activity. The transcript is spliced from 4 exons. The record is from RefSeq and is a predicted model, not a curated record.